Messenger RNA from Terrapene triunguis (Three-toed box turtle), 309 nucleotides. Its product is annotated as EKC/KEOPS complex subunit GON7-like. Gene Ontology annotation, cellular component: EKC/KEOPS complex. The transcript has a single exon. The annotation marks the transcript as partial. The record is from RefSeq and is a predicted model, not a curated record. Lineage: Eukaryota; Metazoa; Chordata; Testudines; Emydidae.
CUCGUGGGCGCCGAGGGCUUCCGGGUUAGGGUGCGUAGGGCGGAUUCUGAUUGGGCAGCUGUGCUGCCGGUCUCUGCCCCUCAGGCCGGGCUGCGGGGAUGGAGCUGCGGGCGCAGCUGACCGGGCGCGACGGGCAGAAGCGGCCGCUUCGCGUGCGCUGCCAGCCCGAGACCGGCGCCGGCGGGGAGCUCCGGGGGCUGCUGCGCGGCCUGUCCCAGCUGCAGGAGCAGGUCUCGGCGCUGCUCGCGCCCCUAGUGGAGCAAGAGAGCGGGGGGCUCGCGGGGGCGGGGACCGCCGCCGGGCCGCGGG